Messenger RNA from Chironomus riparius, 1497 nucleotides. The record is from the annotation of a GenBank genome assembly. NCBI's taxonomy places the organism in Eukaryota, Metazoa, Arthropoda, Insecta, Diptera, Chironomidae.
AUGAGCAAUAAAGGUGCAACGAAUGAAAUUAAUCACAUAAUGGAUGCGGCUUCGUCAAAUACAGCAAAAUCAAUUAUGGCUGAGGACGUGCAGACGAUUAAGCCUGUCAAUGCAAAACAGGAUUUUACAAAGGCCGAGUUACUUAAAUUGUUGAGUUAUAUGGAAGGUGAAUUGCAGGCUAGGGAUAUUGUUAUUGCUGUACUUAAGUCUGAAAAAGUGAAGAACCUUGUUAACAUAGCAGCUUAUGGAGCACCAGUCGAGAAAGUGAAACUCAAUGAUCCACACGCAGCAUUAUUUCGUGAUAGUCUCGCCCUAUCGGGUAAUGUAGCUAGUCGUCAUACGUCUGCCAUAGCCGCACAGUCAGAGCGUGAUGCUCGUGAGUUGUGCGAACAGCAAUUGCUUGUGUUGAGUCAAAAGGUUGAUCAACAGCGUCAAACGCAUGCAAAAAUAAUCAACUUAUUAAAAUUUACACGUGACAAGCAUUUAAAAGUGAUGCAGGAGCUUGAGGAGGAGAAAAAGAAGAAUACAUUAGAUGUUCCAAAAAGUACGUCCAAUGCUGAGCAAUCAAAAUUACAAGAGAAAUUAACCGAAUCGGAAGUAUCAAAAGAGCAGCUUAAAAAUGAAGUAAAGAAGCUUAAAGAGUCGCUGGAAGCAGAACGAACUGAACAUAAAGAAAUAGUCAUAUACUUAAUGGAGGAGCGGAAGAAGAUGAACAUGAUGAGAAAUGAGGAACGAAAGAGAAGUGAAGAUUUGGCACAGAUUUUAAGUGAAGAGAAACAGCGAGUUGACACAAUUGCUGAUGGACUUGAGGAAGAGACCAAGAAGUCAUUGAGAUUAGAAGCUGAGAUGGAGAAACAGUCGCAGGUUCAUGAUCAGGAGCGAAAGAUGAUGUUAAGGAAUGUUGCUUUAGAAGAGAAGAAAGUAAAAGAUCUCGAGACCGAGAUAACAAGAUUAAGAAUAGAAAAUGAAGCUUUAAAGAAGUCAGCUAUGGCUGGCGGUGCAAAUCCAAUGAGUGUAGCUAAAGUCAUUCAGCCAACGGCAACAGUCUCAAGUGUUCCUGUUUCUGGACCAACAACUGGAAUAGCACGAUCAAUAUCUCCUGGUCAAGUGCUACGUCAAGAGCCAAACUCAUCGCCAAUAGCCACAGGUUCAUCAAAUGUUGCAACAAUAAUUCGAGCGCAUAGCGUUCAAGGAGGACCACCUCAGCCACCAGUGAAGAAAUCAACAUUUGGGAAUUCUAAUGUAGCGCGAGUUGCGCCACCAAUUCCACCGAAUAAACCAGUAAUUAAUAAGAAUGCAAACACAGUAGCUGCAAAUAGAUCGAUCUCCUUCCUACAGUCGGGUACCGUACCGGGUGUGUCAUCGGCAGCUCAAGCAAUUGCUUUUCUAAUCAAUAAUUUUUUAAACCAUCUACGAGUUAUCUUUUUCGUAUUGAUAAUACUUGAAAUAAAUUGCAAAGGAUAUUAUAACGAACUUUAUAACUUUACAAAUAAUUAG